UGGAAUUUCUGAGUGAUAACAAACUUCAAAUUCUAUCGACGUCCGAAGAAAAAUGUAUAAAAUUGUGUAAUUUAUUACAAAAGUUCUCCUUUUUACGAAUUGGUUUUCAUAUCCUUACAAUAAUGAGUAAAGAAGACAUCUUACAUGAAACCAGAAAAAUCCAGCAAUGGAAAUUGGACCGAGAAAGUUUGGAACCUAAAGAUUCAGAACUUCACACCAGAAUUCUUCAUAAAUUAAAUCCUAAAAACUUAUUUCCUUUGAAAGAUCAAGAUAUUUGCGAGUUCAAAAAUUCCAGCUUGCCUUGGCAAUUCGCAGUAUCAGACUCGGAACGAACUUUAUUAGCUAUUUUACAGGAUAAAUAUCUUGAAAUCCGGCAUAAACGCGACGACUAUGAAACACCUGUCGCUAGAACUACAGUUCCUAUGGACCAGCAACCAAAUUGGAGGAAGUUGAGUUGGAGCUACGAUGGUAUUUUAUUAGCUUUCUCAUCGAGUAAUGGUGACAUCAAGUGUUACGAUGCUCUGCUCAAUCUCAUUUGUUCCAUACCGAAGGUCGAAGAUAAUGAUUCGAACUCAUCAAUACCUCGAGGAGCUCUAGUAUCGUUACUUCUUGUUGAGAAAAGGACCAGGAGCACGGAAUGGCCAUAUGAAUUACUAGCUGUCGAGUAUAAUGGUAAUUUGAAAAGCUAUUUUAUAUCGCCGUCUCAAGGAUACAAACCUUAUCAUACGUUUUGCUUCUGUGAUACGAUUUUAAGCUCUGCGACGUAUGUCUCGUUAUUCAAUAUUUUAAUUGUCGCAUUUCCUGUUACAAGUCUACUUCAAAAGUCCGAAGAUGAUACUCUUGGUCUUAGUUCAUGGCGAUUGUUGAAUGAUUACCCUUAUUAUAGAUUAGUCAAACCGAGCCUCGAGAAUUUACACGUUAACAAAGCGAACACCGGAUGGAUCUCUUACUUCAUGUCGAAUAAAAAAAGGUCUGUGAUAGUUGCCAUGUCAGCAUCGAAAAGUGGCCAGCUACUUGCUUGUAUCCAUUCCUGCGGUAGCGUGUCUGUCUGGCUUAUUCCUCAGAUGACAUUGCACAAACUAUGGGAUGUUCAAGAUCUACCUCGUUACAGUACAAAAGAAGAUGGUUCUGUCAAUUCGAACGAAUACCUCCCUUUGGAUAUAAAUUGGUGCUCCGAAAAGAAACUAGCAUUAAUAACUCGUAAUGGAGCACUAACUGUAUCUACGACGGAUAGUUUGGAUAACUUAUUAGGUCAAAUAAACGCCAAAUGUCAUUCAGUCGAUCGUCAACCGGAAUUAGUCAAUACUCCGGCGAAAUUGGCUAAUGCCUGUGAUAUUCAUUAUGGAUUUCUCGUAUUAGAUUGCAAAAUAAAGCUAUGUUCUGCGAGACGAGAUUCGGAAUUCGCUCAAAACCAAGAAGAUGACGAAUCUAUGACAAAAGCCCUAGAAGUAGCAGAUAAUCAUUCUUUGAUGAGACAAAUUUUGAAGUUCUUCGUGUAUUUCGAAUUCUUUCAUCAACAGAAGCAAAUGGUUUACGUUGAAAAAACCUACAGUCUUACAUUCCUUAAACAAAUCACACCAGAAGAUUUAUACUCAAAAAAGAUAAAUUCUGGCGAGUACGUAGAAGCUUUGGAAUUUGCUAAAUUAUUCGAUUUAGAUGAAAAUCGAGUUUAUAAGAAACAAUGGGAGAGUAAUCCAGCAACGACUGAAGCGAUUAAAAAUUAUUUGACUAAAGUAUCCAAUAAAUGGUGGAUUCUGAAUGAAUGUUGUCGAAGAAUACCCGAAGAUUUAUCAGCGGCCAAGGUUUUACUCAAAUACGGUCUUCAGUUGACCGAUUUUGAUGUAUUUGUUGAUUAUCACGAUGUUGCUGAACCAGAUGAAUCUGACGCUAUUCCGAAUUUUAACGAAAUGAAAAACUAUAAUAUUAAUCCAGAACACGAUGAUAAUUUCAGUCCUAGUCAACUUCUAUUGUUCCAAAUAAGAAAAUACCUGUUGUUUUGUUGGGAUAUGUUGAUCGUUUAUGAAAAAAUCUUGGAGUUGAAUCCGAUAAGUUCAUACUCGGAAGACAUGUUCAAAAAAUUCCGUUCCAAUUCGCCGUUGAAUUUGGCUCUUUUCUAUGCUCACGAUUGCAAUGUGAAAGCUGUUGAAGUCUUAUUAACGUAUUAUGGCGAAGAGCUGUUACCUUUUUGGUUAAAAAUUAUCGAUGAUAUACCCGAAUGUAUGUCUCCAAGUUCCUUUAGACGUUUACUUCCAAAGAUGAACGAAUACCAAAUAUUAGAACCUUGGAAAUGUAAACGUAUUCGCGAAGCUGAUUGGUCUGAAUCUGGGAAUUUCAAAAAUUUAAUCCGGUCCGGUUCUGUGAAGCAGACUGAUCCCGAACAUCCUUUUCCAUUCACGUACGAAGUUUUAUCUGCCUGGUACGAGAGCAAAAUUCGAAAAGUUGUUGAUCAAAGUGGUCUCGUAGAUAAUGCGUUAGAAUUAUUAAAUUUAGCUCGUCUAAAUGGUAUUAAGAGUUUGGACUACCUGCAGCAUAAUCUACUGGUAAUGGAUACGGUUAUGUACGAAUUAGUAAUCGAAGAGGAAGUAACGUUGAAUCAGAUUGAAAUUUAUCAGGAAAUUGACAAGCUCAUGUUGCUAAUGUCUAAAUCAAAUUUCGAAGAAACAUUCUUAGAAGAUGUGUCGACAAUUUUAUUACCAUUUUUGAACCGUUGCGAAUCGCUGUUUCCGAAUUCUCGAGAUACUAUAAUCGACGAUUACUUUAAACGUCUCAGCGAACAUGAUCUUAGUUUACCACUCAUUUUUUUCAAUUAUGUCGCCGAAAACGACGAAGUCGAUGUGAUGUUCAGCGAUAAACGGAAACUGGAGUUGGCUCUGCUGAGUGUUUACUCGUGUAAGAGAGUCGAUCAAAUCAGUCUGGCGGAUAGGAUAGUUCGAAGUUUGCCUCACGUUGGCGUUACUGAUAAUAAUAAUAUCGAUUUCGAAGAAUUAUUCGUCAUAAAUUCCAGAGUAAAUGAAUUGCAAUACGAAUUAGAAAUCUUACAAAAAUUCAAUAACUAUGGGAUUGAAAAAGAUGUAUCAACUUUACAUCAGAAUAAGACGAAUGAGGAGUUCCAAAAGAAAACCUUGGCUGAUAUGGUGAUAGCUAAGUUGAAUAGGACCAGUAGCAAAGGAAUCGUGAAAAAAGAUAUGUACGAUUUAUUAGAAGAUAUGGAAUAUGUACAACAAUUCUACGUAUCUUUACAAGAUCGAACAUAUCUCAGGAUAUUUGCGUACACAAUGUUAACUUCUAGUCGACACGAUUGCAUCGAAGAUUAUGCUCCUUUAGUACUGACUUGUUCAUUAUCCCAGAAAUACAAACAGCUUGGUGAUAGAAUCGCAUUCGAAGAAAGUGUCGCUAUUGUAAUCGAAGCAGCCCAAUAUUAUUUCAACAUCGCUUCGUCUUAUGAUGAUCUUUGUAUUGGCUUUGCCAAAUCCUGCUUAUCUUUGAUUGAUUUCCAUACCGAUAUUGAAAGAGAGAAAAAAUUAAUUAAUGCUUUAAAAGAAUUGAAUGCGUUCGGAGUUUUUAUACCUCCGUUGAAAAUUCGAAUGAGCGUGGAUAAAAUACGCAUCAUCGAGAAAGUCUUGAAACAGAAACCAACCUCUUACAAAAAGAUUGAUAAACUCAUCUCUUUGGCUAAUAAUCUGGAUCUUGAUCGCAAUCAUGGAAAAUCUCUGGAAUACGAAGUGCUGAAUUGUGCGAUUGAUGUGGCUUUUCAACUGAAGGAUUUCAUCUGGUGCUCAAAAAUUGUCAGUCGUUUGAUUGAAAGUAAUCAUCCUUGCUGGGAGGUUUGCAAAAGAUUAUGCGAAAGUGAAGAUUACGAAGACUUGGAAACCAAGCAGAAUUUAAUUAAAUUUGCUAUUAUGCAAUGUAGCGAUAAAGAAUUAAGCAUUUUGGUCGAGUUGAGAAAUGAAAUCGAACGUAAAAUAUUACGUGAAAAGUUACAAAGCAGUGUUCAACAAUCGCAAGCAGAUGAUACUACAGGUGAUAUGGACCAGGAAAACACUAAAUCACUGUCAAAAAGUGGUAUUGCUGAGAAUACCCUUCACAGCAUUGAUAGCUUACAUAACCUCAUGUCCAUUUCGUCACUAACUAAUAUGUUACAAACUUCUUCGUCUAACGUAUUGAAUGUCGAUUUUUGGAAAAAUACGUUCAGUUUUAAGCCGGAUUCAGAACGUGAUGAAAUCUGCCCCAAACAGAAUAAUGAUUUUAAUAAAUUAGCUUUUCCGGAUUUCUAUAAAAAUUUGCACGAACAUACCGGAUGCACUUGUACUCCUGGGCAUACAUCGAUCGAUAAUGAAAAACAAGUUCUACAGUUAUUAUUACGAUAUCAUUUAUUAUCAAAUAAUAAGCAUCUAGAUGAUGAUAUGUCAAAGAUCGAUUUCAACGAUGUGAUAGCUCAAUUAGCAGUGACUUUGUAUCCGAACGAUUGUAUGAGUAGUUUAUGCCUAUUGUUAUUGCUGAAUGAUGAAACGUACAGCGAAAAAGUUCUCAACUCGUUUCCACCUACAGAUUCGGUUGAAAAAUUCGCCUUGUAUUAUUAUUGUUUAAAAGUAGCCUCUUCUUGUGAUCAACUUGAAAAUUCGCAUCUUACAAAAUCACCCUCGCAGCUCAUUUCCAAAGUUUUAUCUCUUAGUAAAGAACCAAGUUCAAAUUACUUCAAAUUGGUGAAAAAAUAUCAAGGGGAUGUGGAUAAACGACGUGGUAUUUGUAAACUUCGCGAUUUAGGAUGUGGAAUUGAUUCGGUUCGAUUUUUCAACGACGACAAGUAUCGAGUCGAUUCUAUUCUAGGAGUCGCGAUGUACGAAGAAAAGGAUAAAUUAGAUUUAGCUCUUUCCUUGGGUGAUGAAUACGGUGUAGGAAGUGAAGACGUUGUGUUGAGUCAUAUAACAUCGUUGUUUUUAUUCUCUCGUAAUAUUUCUUUGCUAACUGAACGACUGAAAGAAACCAGGAUACUGGAAAUAUUGAAAAAGAAAUCGUCUUACGUUACCAAAAGAAUCGUAGCGGAUAUUUAUGAAGGAUUACACGGCUGCGAUUACCAAAUUCUUCUAUUGUAUUACGCUUUGCUGAAUCAAAUCGCUGAGAACGAAAUCAUUCAUCAUCUUAAACCCAAAGAUCACAUGAAGUUGUUACGAAAAUUUAAAAAUGCCAAAACUGUCGAUUACAAACUACUGACGAGUGAACCACCUAAAAUAAUCGAAGCUGUGGCGCCUUCUGUGUUAAAUAACGAAACAUCUCAAGUGACUAAUUUACUAUUUUCUUUACCUGAUGAGAUAAAGAAACAAGUCAACUUCGAAGAUGUUCUCGAGAAAAUUUCGGAGAAGAUUUUCUUUAAUGGACCAGCAACAUUAACGUAUAUUCAGCGAUUUAAAUUGUGCUACCCGUAUCUGGAGAAAAUCUCCGAAGAUCGUGCGAGUUCUCUGAUGAGGGCAUUUUUCUUCUCCAAAUACAGUACCGAAAAUAUCGAAGCUGAAGAGAAAAAAGAAUUACUUGAUACAGCUGUUCAAUAUUUCUCCACAAAAUUAGAAUCGCACAGUUCGGUGGUCGAGUACUUGAAGAAUUAUUCCAAACAGUACGAAAAAAUCGACGAACUUAAUGAAAUAUGCACAGCAGUCGAUAUCAGCGAAUCGUAUUUGAAAGAAUUGCAAGCUGUUUUUAUUCGAAAUCAAGAAGACGAACUUAAACGUAUUAUUUUAAAAAUGGUACUGGAUUCGUCUGUGUCCGCCGAUGUAAUUAAAGUAAUUUUGGAAUUCGUUCGAAUGGAUUCGUUGACUGAUAUUAUAACGGAGAUGUUGAAUAGCGAGUUAAAUAAGAAUACGGUCGAACCUUUGGUUUAUCGAAUUGAAAAUUGUCUAGAAGAUAACGAGUAUGAAAAAUGCUGGUGUGCGCCGCUCAAAUGGUUCCUAAAUGAUAAAGAGAUCUCAGAGUCUACUAGAAAUAAAAUAAAAAAUAUUUUAUCUAUUCUAGACCAAUCCGAAGAUGAUAUUUAUAAAACUAUAGAGCUUUUACACGAAACCAGACUUAUACUGAGAGAAUGGAGCGCUGUUCAUUCGUCUGUUACGCUUUUUGACCUCUCAACCGAAGCCAAUAGGUUAAAGUUAUUCAAGGAAUUAUUCAAACAAGCCAGCUCUUUCGUACAAAUCAAGAAUUUACUCAAAUUGCUGCUUUUCUGGCCUCCUUUCGGUGAAACUAACGAUCUAAAAAACGAUCCUUGGAUAAUUUUAUUAGAAAAGUUAUUACAGCAUGGUACUCUGCAUGAUAACGAAGAGAUGAAAAUGAUUGAGAAAAUUAUCACCAAACGAAAUCCUUCAACCGAAGUGAGAAGAUUAUUUUUCGAUCACAUAACAUGUCUGCCUCAUAACGACGUACUACUUGUGUGGUUCUGUUUCUUGACCAAAGAUGAGCUUUUAAUACAGUCAGUAAAUUGUUACAUAGAAGAGCUUAGAGAGACUGGCAGGAUGCCGAAAGUAUUUGAACCUUAUCUGAAACAAUAUAAAUUCUAGCGUCGAGGUCAAUAUUGAUCUGAGCUUUCCUAUCGUACACUAAAUUAUUAAUAUAGGUGGUAUGUGUCGAAAAUUACCAUUUUUUCAAAUUCCUGAUCAGAGUAUUGAUAUUGAAAAUGUGAAAUUUUUUGUUAUUUUUUUUUUAAAGUGAUUUCAAGUUUUUGUUUUUAUUUUUAUUUGUAUUAUUGUACUUUUUUUUAUUAUGGAAUCGUUAGCUUUUUUUAUUUCCUAUCGUAAUUUUUAAAAUAUAAUUGUUAUGAAUACGUUGUGAACGGAAAUAUAAUAUUAUCAAACUUU
Messenger RNA from Planococcus citri (citrus mealybug), 6836 nucleotides. RefSeq names its product NBAS subunit of NRZ tethering complex-like. Gene Ontology annotation, cellular component: Dsl1/NZR complex. Bases 123 to 6539 code for a protein of 2138 amino acids. Gene Ontology annotation, molecular function: SNARE binding. Gene Ontology annotation, biological process: retrograde vesicle-mediated transport, Golgi to endoplasmic reticulum. Lineage: Eukaryota; Metazoa; Arthropoda; Insecta; Hemiptera; Pseudococcidae. The transcript has 41 exons. The record is from RefSeq and is a predicted model, not a curated record.